AUGUCUCAGGUUGAAUUUGAAAAAGCUACUUCAGAAGUCAAAGACCUAAAGUCUAAACCAAAUGAUGAUGAGAUGUUUUUCAUCUAUUCCCACUACAAACAAGCAAUAGUUGGAGAUAUAAAUACAGACCUCCCUGGCAUAAUGGACUUCAAAGGCAAGGCAAAAUGGGAUGCUUGGAAGUCUUUGAAAGGGAAAUCCAAAGAAGAUGCCAUAAAAGCUUAUAUUCAAAAAGUGGAAGAACUAAAGAAAAAUAUAAAAGAAAUUGGAUUCAGUCACCAGCCAUACCGUGCAUUUGCAAGCUAAACUAAAAUAAUGU
Molecule: messenger RNA, 316 nt
Organism: Gracilinanus agilis (Agile Gracile Mouse Opossum)
Lineage: Eukaryota; Metazoa; Chordata; Mammalia; Didelphimorphia; Didelphidae
Product: acyl-CoA-binding protein-like
Exons: 2
Coding region: 1-303 (100 amino acids)
Biological process (GO): fatty acid metabolic process
Cellular component (GO): mitochondrion
Molecular function (GO): fatty-acyl-CoA binding
Source: RefSeq, a predicted model, not a curated record